CCGGGCCCGACGUGUCCCCCGCGGCCGUCUCCUUCGCUCACCCUUUUCCCGGGUUCCCCCAGCCCUGCAUGGUACUCGAAGCUGCCCGAGUGGACGCCUGCACCUGUGGACAGCCAGGUCUAUGUGAAUCAGGGGGAGAACCUGCAGGUGCUGGGGGCGGGGCGGGGGCGGGGCUCCGUCGGGCCCCGCCCCUGCUGGCACCUGCUGUCCUCACCCCCAGGAAGCCUGAGCAGUGGGCCCAGAGCUGACCAUGCAGCUCACCCCCCAGCAGCUGCUGAUGGGGGCACAGCAGGCACCCCCAGGGCUGGGCCCCAUCCUGGAGGACCAGGCAAGGCCCUCGCAGAAUCUGCUCCAGCUCCGCCCACCGCAGCCCCAGCCUCAGGGCACCGUGGGGGCCUCUGGAGCCACGGGGCAGCCCCAGCCCCAGGGUACUUCCCAGACCCCCCCGGGGGCCCCCCAGGGUCCUCCUGGAGCAGCGCCCGGCCCGCCCCCUCCUGGACCCAUCCUCCGGGCCCGCGCCAGCCUUCCGGCUUCAAGUCAGAGGAGCAAGAGAAUUAUGGAAGAGAAGACAAUUUUAAUAAGUAAAUCUCUCUAUUUUUCGAUCUGUAUUUUUUCAAUCUUGAACUGCGCACCUAGGCCGCAGUGCCCUGCGUGUUUGUAUUCUGUCCAUGUGUUGGCCACCGUUCAGUAAA
Lepus europaeus (European hare) is the source of this 692-nucleotide messenger RNA. RefSeq names its product mediator of RNA polymerase II transcription subunit 25-like. The record is from RefSeq and is a predicted model, not a curated record. The transcript is spliced from 4 exons. NCBI's taxonomy places the organism in Eukaryota, Metazoa, Chordata, Mammalia, Lagomorpha, Leporidae. The coding region runs from base 251 to 691 and encodes 146 amino acids.